AGGAUCGAGGGCUUCACCAACGUCCGCGAGCUCUACGCCAAGAUCGCCGAGGCCUUCGGGAUAGCGCCCACAGAGAUCCUAUUCUGCACCCUCAAUAGUCACAAAGUGGACAUGCAGAAGUUGCUUGGGGGACAGAUCGGGCUGGAAGACUUUAUCUUUGCACACGUGCGUGGAGAGACUAAAGAGGUGGAGGUCACCAAAACCGAGGACGCUCUAGGACUGACCAUCACAGACAACGGGGCCGGAUACGCCUUCAUCAAGAGAAUCAAGGAAGGCAGCGUCAUCAACAGGAUUGAGGCAGUGUGUGUGGGGGACAGCAUCGAGGCCAUCAAUGACCACUCCAUUGUGGGCUGCCGACACUACGAGGUGGCCAAAAUGCUUCGAGAGCUGCCCAAGUCCCAGCCCUUCACCCUGCGCCUGGUGCAGCCCCGGAGAGCCUUCGAUAUGAUUGGCCAGAGGAGCAGGAGCAGCAAGUGUUCUGUGGAAGCCAAAAUGAGCAGUGGGAGGGAGACGCUCCGGCUGCGAUCUCGGGGCGCCGCCACCGUGGAGGAAGCGCCCAGCGACGUGGAGGCCGCGGCGGCACGCAGGGUGGACGACCUGCUGGAGAGCUACAUGGGCAUCCGGGACCCCGAGCUGGCAGCCGCAGUGGUGGAGACUGCGCGGAGCUCGGCGGGAGCCCAAGCCUUCGCGCGCGGCCUGGACGCUGUUCUGGGCGAGUUCGCCUUCCCGGACGAGUUCGUGGUGGAGGUGUGGGCGGCCAUCGGAGAGGCCCACGACGCCUGUGGCUAGCAUGUGCAGGAGUGCGCAGUCCCGUGCCCAGC
This is a messenger RNA of Cricetulus griseus (Chinese hamster), 821 nucleotides long. Lineage: Eukaryota; Metazoa; Chordata; Mammalia; Rodentia; Cricetidae. The record is from RefSeq and is a predicted model, not a curated record.